AUGUUUGACCCGGCAGAAUAAUUGGGUCCACAGCAACAUGGGCGUGUCUCCUUAGAAACACUUAGUUUCAUGUAUGACUCAUAAGCUAGAGCACAGACACCACUUCCCCAAUCUACAGGAGCCAUUUUAACAGCAUAAAACUUGCCGGAUUGCUUUUUAUUUUCAAGCCCAAGAGGCGAAAUCUAAAGAGAAAGAAUGUUUGAAGGCUGAUCUUGAACCUCCUGCCUCAGCCUCCUGAGUACUGGGUUCCCAGCCAUGUACCACAACGCCUGGCUGCACUACGGUUUCAUCCACUUUCGCUUUCAUAUUGUCCAUGUCAGGUCAAGAAGAUUAAGAGAAGAAAAAGUUUAGGAAAAUUGCCUGUUUGUUUUAGACUAUUAGUGAAUCAAGAAAGUUUGAAGCAUCUUCUUUAAAGAACAUCUUGGGUAUACAGUAGUUUCACAGACUUGGCUGAGAGGUUCUACCCAAAUUUGUCAGUGGACCCUACUGCUGUACUCGAAUUUGUUUGGAAUUUUUUCUCAUGUGGAUCUAAGGGGAAUGCUUUAUUAUGGCUGCUGUUGUCCAACAGAACGACCUAGUAUUUGAAUUUGCUAGUAACGUCAUGGAGGAUGAACAACAGCUUUGUGAUCCAGCUAUUUUUCCAGCUGUCAUUGUGGAACAUGUUCCUGGUGCUGAUAUUCUAAAUAGUUACGCUGGUCUUGCCUGUGUGGAAGAGCCCAAUGACAUGAUUACUGAAAGUUCACUGGAUGUUGCUGAAGAAGAAAUUAUAGAUGAUGAUGAUGAUGACAUCACUCUUACAGUCGAAGCUUCUUGUCAUAAUGGAGAUGAAACAAUUGAAACAAUUGAGGCUGCUGAGGCACUUUUUAAUAUGGAUUCUCCUGGUCCUAUGCUGGAUGAAAAACGAAUAAGUAAUAAUAUAUUUAGUUCAUCUGAAGAUGACAUUGUUGUUGCCCCAAUCACUCAUGUAUCUGUCACAUUAGAUGGGAUUCCUGAAGUGAUGGAAACUCAACAGGUACAAGAAACAUAUGCAGACUCACCAGGUGCCUCAUCACUAGAACAGCCUAAAAGAAAGAAAGGGAGAAAAACGAAGCCCCCACGACCAGAUUCUCCAGCCACUACGCCAAAUAUAUCUGUGAAAAAGAGAAACAAAGAUGGGAAGGGAAACACAAUUUAUCUUUGGGAGUUUUUACUGGCCCUGCUGCAAGACAAAGCUACUUGUCCUAAAUACAUUAAAUGGACCCAGCGAGAAAAAGGCAUUUUUAAAUUGGUCGAUUCUAAAGCGGUGUCCAGGUUGUGGGGAAAGCACAAAAACAAACCUGAUAUGAAUUAUGAGACCAUGGGACGAGCACUCAGGUACUAUUACCAAAGGGGUAUUCUGGCAAAAGUGGAAGGUCAGCGUUUAGUAUAUCAAUUUAAAGAAAUGCCAAAAGAUCUUAUCUAUAUAGAUGAUGAAGAUCCAAGUUCCAGCAUAGAGUCUUCAAGUCCAUCACUGUCUUCAACAGCCACUUCAAGUAGGAAUCAAGCAACCCAAUCUAGAGUAUCUUCAAAUCCAGGGAUUAAAGGAGGAGCCACUACUGUUCUAAAACCAGGGAAUUCUAAAGCUACAAAACCCAAAGAUCCUGUGGAAGUUGCACAGCCACCAGAAAUUUUGAGGACAGUGCAGCCCUCACAGUCUCCAUAUCCUACCCAGCUCUUUCGGACUGUUCAUGUAGUACAGCCAGUGCAAGCGGUCCCAGAAGAAGCAUCCAUAACCAGUAGCAUACAGGAAGAAACAUUAAAUUCUUCCAUUCAGAGUAUUAGUGCUGAUGAUCAAACCCAAGGCGUCACGUGCACUAGGACUAUACAGGCGCCAGCCCAAGUUCCAGUGGUCGUGUCUCCUGGGAGUCAGCAGUUGCAUACGGUAACACUCCAGACAGUGCCAUUUACAACGGUUAUAGCCAGCACAGAUCCAUCAGCAGGUGCUGCGUCUCAGAAAUUUAUUCUGCAAGCCAUUCCAUCAUCACAGCCCAUGACAGUACUGAAAGAAAAUGUCAUGCUACAGUCACAGAAGCCAGGCUCCUCUUCAAUUGUCUUUAGCCCUACCCAGGUACAGCAGGUCCUUACUAGCAAUGUCCAGUCCAUUUGUAAUGGAACCGUCAGCAUGACUUCAUCCCCGUCCUUCAGUGCUACUACUCCUGUGGUGACUUUUUCUCCGCGAAGUUCACAGCUGGUUGCUCACCCACCUGGCACUGUAAUCACUUCAGUUAUCAAAGCUCAAGAAACAAAAACUCUUACACAAGAAGCUGAGAAAAAGGAGGUUGAAGAUCAUUUGAAAGAAGACAUUGAGAAAACUGAACAACCAGCACAACCUUAUGUGAUGGUGGUCUCCAGUACCAGUGGAUUUACCUCUCAGGUAGCUGUGAAGCAAAACGAAGUGCUGGAGCCAAACUCUUUUUAAGUAAUACCAAAGGAAUUGCAGCUGAUUUUUUAAAUUGGACUAAUUUUCAGUUGUCUUCAAACUAAGAUAAAUCCACAGAGGCUCCUAAUUUUGUAAUUAUAAAAAAUAAUUGAGUUAAUUGUGGCUUUAUUAUUUGAGAGAGGAAAGCCCAAGUUUUCUCUUUAUACCCUAGAUGUUUCAGAGUACAAUUGUGAAGGAACUGGCAUUUUAUACUAUGAAUCCAGUCUUUUGAAUUUUUCUUCAGUUGCUAUAUAGUAAGCAUUUUUAAAGUUUUUUUUCUAAUUUUACAUUGUAUUAGCUUUUCUCAUAUUUUUGUAAAUACAAUAAAUAUAAGGUGACAGGAGUUCUGUGUAGGAAGUAUUUGCAUUCCACUUGUUUAAGUCUUGACUCUUAUCAAAUGCCAGAAACUUAUUUUUAUGUUAAAAUUAUGUUACUGAGAUUGAAUUUAUUUGGCUGCACUCUUCAACAAAACUGUGAAUACAUAAAAUAUUAAAAAUUGCGUUAUGCCUAUGAUAUGUGGCUGUCUUGUUUCAGAAGCAGGAUAAUAUGAAAGUGUAAGCUUCAAAGUGGCUCUCCUUCUAACUAGCUGUGUAAUCUUGGACAAGUCACUUGAUUUUUUGGGGCCAUCUCAAAAAAGGAAAGGAUGCAUUGGACUAAAUGAUUACCAAUUUUCCAUCUAGUUCUGAAUUUUCAGAUUCUAAUAUAUAUGUUUUAAAAUUAUGACAAAUAUAACAGUAUCAAGUUGUUUUCUAAUGUAAAUAUAGCUAAGAUAUUACAGAAAAAUAAGUGACACCCCCCCACAAACUUCAUUCUGUUUUCAGAAAGAUCUGCCAUAAAUUUUUCCUAAGUUCUUUAUUAACUCUUUAGACCACUGAACUAUGUUUCAAUAGUAAACUUAGGUUAUUGAGUGCUAAAUGAUAUAUGUUAAGAGUCAAGGCUCAUAAUGGCCAAGAAAACAACUUGAGUCUCAGACUAAUCUGAUUGAGUGUAGUCAGUUGUAAGAGUGUAAUUGCUUUAUAUUUUGGAUCAUUUUUCAUUGAGGGUAGGGGGGAGGGAAGUUGCAUACAAAGAUAACAUAUAUAUCUGAGUUUCUGAAAUAAAAUAGUUUUUAGAUUACUUUUUCAGCUGUAAAUAAUGUACAUUUGUCACAAUUCUUUUCUGCAAAUUUUCUAGUAUAACAGAAAAAUUUUUGUAAAUGAAAAAAAUUAUGUUUAGAGGUCUAAUGUUAUGUUUUCAUAUUACAAAGUGAAUUUGUAUUUAAACAAAAAUUUAAAUUUUGGAAUUCUCUAAAUGUUUUUGUAUCUUUAAUUGGUUUAUUAUUAAAUAAAUCAUGUAAAAAUUC
Messenger RNA from Cavia porcellus (domestic guinea pig), 3779 nucleotides. It is a transcript of the gene Elf1, whose product is annotated as E74 like ETS transcription factor 1. Lineage: Eukaryota; Metazoa; Chordata; Mammalia; Rodentia; Caviidae. The record is from RefSeq and is a predicted model, not a curated record. Gene Ontology annotation, biological process: cell differentiation; regulation of transcription by RNA polymerase II. The transcript is spliced from 11 exons. The coding region runs from base 548 to 2437 and encodes 629 amino acids. Gene Ontology annotation, cellular component: nucleus. Gene Ontology annotation, molecular function: DNA-binding transcription factor activity, RNA polymerase II-specific; sequence-specific DNA binding.